Molecule: messenger RNA, 662 nt
Organism: Heterotrigona itama
Lineage: Eukaryota; Metazoa; Arthropoda; Insecta; Hymenoptera; Apidae
Source: the annotation of a GenBank genome assembly
AUGCAAGAAAUAGAAGAAGUUUAUCAAUGGUUUGGAUUUAAUUGAGAGUUUGUAAUUUAAAGGAACGUAGGUUUUUAUUUACAUAUAUUUUAUAAUAACAUAAUAUUUGUUCUACCAAUUAGAUUAGGUAUUUACAAGUCUUUAAAAAUUCACCACUGUAAAUCUACGAAAUUCCCACGAGAAAUAACAAAUUAAUCAUUUCGAUAGUUCUAGCGUUAAUACUUAGAAACGCGAACUUGAACGUCACUUGAUUCGGCUAAAUCUAAAUAAAGCUUCACGUUCCCUUCAUUAAGAAUUCAAGGACAAAGUUUACAGAAAAAAAGGACCUUUUAAAUUUCCUGUAAAAAAUUACGAAUUUGACCACUGCGCUGGUAAUCUUCCAGUCGAUUCAGAACGUAAAACUAUAUUGACAAUUUGCUGUCACUUCUGAAUACGCAGUCUUUCGUCAAGCUCGUAAAUCUUCUCCUCGCCUCAACGAAUGAACGUUUAAACCAGAGAGCUUUGCUUAAGUCGCAGUCGCAAGGCUGCAAGUCCUCCGGAACGCGCCAAAACGUGGCGCGCCUAAAAGAGAGCCGGCGCUGAUCGAAGAGGGCUUGUCCCGGUACCCAGCAAUCUGUCAGCGUCUGCGGCCGCGCGUUAUAUCGUGGGUAGGUACACCUUGA